UCUUUCGCUUCCGGUCUUCCUGGUUUCUUGGUCGUGUGUCUCACCUUUCCUGUUCACAUCCGCGGCUUUCUCCAGUAUUGUAGCAGUCGGGCCCAGGAGCCCAGACCCACCCAGAUACCCAGAUGCUUAAUGUCAGUAGCAAGAGGAGAACCAGGAGAGAUUGAUGUCCUGACAACUUAAAGAAUGGAGAGUAUCAAGGACGACAGGGAGGUCAACAUUAUCAAAGGCUGCAGAGAGGUCAAGGAGAACUAGGAUUGAGAAAAGGCCAUUGGAUUUGAAAAAUGAGAAAGUUCCUAAUAAUCCUGUGAGAUUAGCAUGAUACAGCCUUGUGCACAACAAACACAUCAACUGCUUCUCAUUACCAUCUAUGGAACAGUAGUAUUGCCGACACAAGAAGAGUAAAAGCAUGUUGUCCUUGCAUAUUAAGCAAUUAGAAGAAGGUCUCAUUGUGGUUAACGUUGGAGAGAUGGUGCUGACACCCCAGGAAGCAGAGUCCAUCCCACUUCUCUCAUGACCUUCUGAUUCCUACCCCUUUGGGGAAUGGGGAUAUAGAGAUUUCUGCCUCUUUGUUCUGAGAAGUACAAAGAAAGGACAGCUACCCCUUGCCAAGGUUCACUUUUCCACUCCAGCUCUGCCUUCUGAAGUACAGUAAUGAAGAAAUAACAGUGAAGAGUAAGAGAAGGAGGAGGGAAUGGCCCCUCCACUAUUGGCAUCUUGGACCUACCAGGAAUCACUGACAUUUAGUGAUGUGGCUGUGGAUUUCACCCAGAAGGAGUGGGACCACCUGGAUUUAUCCCAGAAGAAGUUGUACAGGGAUGUGAUGCUGGAGAACUAUAGGAAUUUGGUCUACCUGGGACUUGCUGUUUCCAAGCCAGAUCUGAUCUGCCAUUUGGAACAAGGUAAAGCACCUUGGAUCCACAAGAAAGAAAUCCCCAAAAUCACCUGCACAGGUUGGGAAAGUAGGCCUAAAACCAAGAAGUCUACUAAAAACCUGGACGUUUCCAUAGAAAAAUCAUCCCAAGGAAGAUCCACAAAGGAUGGUUCCCAUAUUUCCAAUUUGGGAGAAGUUUGGAAAUGUAAUGGCACUUUAGAGAAGCAUAAGAAGAAACAUUCUAGAAUUUGUACUGGACAGAAGUUUUACAAAUGUAAUCAACAUGGGAAGACUGUUCAUCAUAACAUUCACUUUACUCAACACCAAAGAAUUCAUACUGGAGAGAAACCUUAUGAAUGUAGUAAAUGUGGGAAGGCUUUUCACCAGAAUACAUCCCUUAUUCAACACCAGAGAAUUCAUACUGGAGAAAAACCUUAUGAGUGUAAUGAUUGUGGAAAGACAUUUAUCCUGAAGUCAAAACUUAUUCGACAUCAAAUGUUGCAUACUGGAGAGAAACCCUAUAAAUGUAAUCAGUGUGAUAAAGCUUUUAAUAGGAACUCUUCUCUGGCUUACCAUAAUAGAAUUCAUACUGGAGAGAAACCUUAUGAAUGUAAUACAUGUGAGAAGGCAUUUCGUAAUAAAACUCACCUUACACAACACCAGAGAAUUCAUACUGGAGAGAAACCUUAUGAAUGUAAUACAUGUGGGAAGGCUUUUCACCAGAAUACAUCCCUUAGUCAACACCAGAGAAUUCAUGCUGGGGAAAAAUCUUAUGAGUGUAAUGAUUGUGGAAAGGCAUUUGCCCUGAAGGCGAGACUUAUUCGACAUCAAAUGUUGCAUACAGGAGAGAAACCCUAUAAAUGUAAUCAAUGUGAUAAAGCUUUUAAUAGGAACUCCUCUCUUGCUUACCAUAAGAGAAUUCAUACUGGAGAAAAACCUUAUGAAUGUAAUGAAUGUGGGAAGGCAUUUCGUAAUAAAACUCACCUUACACAACACCAGAGAAUUCAUACUGGAGAGAAACCUUAUGAAUGUAAUACAUGUGGGAAGGGUUUUCACCAGAAUACAUCCCUUAUUCAACACCAGAGAAUUCAUACUGGAGAAAAACCUUAUGAGUGUAAUGAUUGUGGAAAGGCAUUUGCCCUGAAGACAAGACUUAAUCAACAUCAAAUGUUGCAUACUGGAGAGAAACCCUAUAAAUGUAAUCAAUGUGAUAAAGCUUUUAAUAGGAACUCUUCUCUUGCUUACCAUAAAAGAAUUCAUACUGGAGAGAAACCUUAUGAAUGUAAUACAUGUGAGAAGGCAUUUCGUAAUAAAACUCACCUUACACGACACCAGAGAAUUCAUACUGGAGAGAAACCUUAUGAAUGUGAUGAAUGUGGGAAGGCAUUUCGUCGUAAAACUCACCUUACACGACACCAGAGAAUUCAUACUAGAGAGAAACCUUCUAUAUGUGGGAAGGCUUUUCACCAGAACACAUACCUUACUAAACACCAGAGAAUUCAUACUGGAGAAAAACCUUAUGAGUGUAAUAAUUGUGGAAAGGCAUUUGCCCUGAGGACAAGACUUAUUCGACAUCAAAUGUUGCAUACUGGAGAGAAACCUUAUAAAUGUAAUCAAUAUGGUAAAGCUUUUAAUAGGAACUCUUCUCUUGCUUACCAUAAGAGAAUUCAUACUAGAGAGAAACGUUAUGAAUGUAAUGAAUGUGGGAAGGCAUUUCAUCAUAAAACUUACCUUACACAACACCAGAGAAUUCAUACUGGAGAGAAAUCUUAUGAAUUAUAAUACAUAUAGGAAGACUUUUCACCAGAACACAUGCAUACCUUACUAAACACCAGAAAAUUCAUACUGGGGAAAAACCUUGAGUGUAAUAAUUGUGGAAAGGCAUUUGCCCUGAGGACAAGACUUAUUCGACAUCAAAUGUUGUGUACUGGAGAGAAACUCUAUAAAUGUAAUCAGUAUGGUAAAGCUAUUAAUAGAAACUCUUCUCUUGCUUACCAUAAAAGAAUUCAUACUGGAGAGAAACCUUAUGAAUGUGAUGAAUGUGGGAAGGCUUUUUAUCAUAAAACUCACCUUACACAACACCACAGAAUUCAUACUGAAGAGAAAUCUUAUGAAAAUAAUACAUGUGGGAAGGCUUUUCACCAGAAUACACACCUUAUUCAACAUCAGAGAUUCAUACUGGAGAGAAACCCUACCAAUGUAGCAUGUGUGAGAAGGCCUUCUUUUGAAGCUCAUCACUUAUUUCUCACCACACAAUCCAUACUAAAGAAUAGCCCUAUAAAUGCGAUGACUGUGGCAAAGCUUUCACUGAUAAGUCAUUGCUGUCUUAUUACAGAAUUCAUAUAGGAGAGAAACCAUAUGAAUGUAGUGAGUGUGGAAAUACUUUCUGCCAUCACUUGUAACUUGUCAAGCAUCAGAAAAUUCAGUGGGGGAAAAAACCCUGAAUAUAAGGUUUUCAGCAAAAGCAUUAAUCAUACUAAAAAUUAGAGAAUUCAUACUAAAUCAAGUCUAUAAAUGAAGCUUCUCACUGUCUGAUUUCCCACAUUGAAUGUUUCAAAGCCUUUUUGUCUCAAGCUUUCACAGGUUCUACCAUGCUGGAAAGGCUUCAAGUGUGGCCUACCUGCUGAUUGAGUAGAUCACAGAACCAACUUAAAUGAGAGAAAUGAUUAGAUUAAUACUAACGCACCUGAAUUGCUAUGAUAAGCUAUAAUAUAUAAUAAUUAUAAUAAGUAUAUGGGGAAGAUCUUACUGUUUUGAUCUGAAUUUGUAGUCGUUCCAUGGCGCAAGCAAGAGCUAAAUUAGUGCUUGAAUUUGUCAUAUGUAUAAGAUUCAGUUCCUGAAGUAUCUCAUUCUUUCAGAAUGAUAUGGAUAUAAUUAGAAAAAGUUUAAGAAGCUUGUGAAACAAAGAUAUAAGUCUAUUAAGUUGUGAGGUUAAAGUUAGGAACCUUUUUUUUUUCUUUUAAGGAAUAGGACUUCAAUACAGUCAGUUAUCUUAGUGGAGAGUAACUUAUGAACUAUCUUGUGUUACCUUAAUAGGAAUCUGAUUUUACUUAUGUUUAUUUAAUGUAGAAUUAGAAAAUAUAUAUACAGCAUGUCCCAAAAUGCAAACAAAUUAGUUAAAUGUCAUCUCAAAGAUGUUCCUAUUUUGUAAAGGGCUUCUAAAGAACAGUAGUCUGUUUUUAUGUCCAUUUGAACAUGAUUAAUAAUGGAACAUGUUUUGCUAAAGACAGCUUUUCAUAUAAGCUAUUCUCUGUAUGUAAUUUGAUAUUAUAUUUACACAUCUCAUCCCUAGUCUUUUGUUGUUUGUUACUAAACAUCCUAAAGCAAAUUCAUUUGUCUAAUGUUGAACCUAGAGAUGAAAAAGUAUCUACUUACCAUGUGUACUGGUAGCUAUGUGUUUAUAUAUGGGAUUAGAUCGUUAAAGUAUCUUCUCAUCCUAAAAGAAAAAUUAGCAGAAGUGGGAAGUUUUAGGGAAGCAACAAUAUGAGAUGACUUAUAUGUUAAAUAAAUUAUUGUAAUAGAAUAUGUAGGUCUUGAGCAUGCUCUAAUAACAAGUUCUGAAAAGGCUCUAAGUAUGAUCAUCAAGGAGUGCUAUUAAGCCAAUGAUCCAUGAUGCCAACCCCUCUGGGGUUGAUAUCCGUGAAAUGCAGGUGGAAUUCUCAUGGGAAGGGUUGGGAGAACAACUUUUGGCAUUGGUUGAUGUGGGAGUCCCCUGACUCAAUUUCCCCAGAAUGAUAUUUCCUUUUGAAUGGAAAAUAUCCCACCUGGAUGACUUUAAGUCUGGCUCAAUGCAGUUGGCUAUCUGUACAACUCAUUCCUGGGACUGACAUCAAGAUAGGGGACAGCUAUGUCCCACUUCUUUUGUGGCAAAUUUCUACAAUCAUGUUAGGCGGUCAGUAUAAACUCAGCUAAGUAGAUCUUUUAGUUUAAUGCUGAACUACAUCUGAGUUACUAAAGUAAGAUGCAGGUAAAAGAUUUGAGCUAUUUGGUUUAGAAUUUUAGUCCUUUCUAUAUUCUCAACAACUAAGUAAAUAGAUAUUUAGCCUUAUUAUCUGUUACUACACACACAUGCAUGUGCGCACACAUACCUGUAUGAGAUAAAGUCUUUUAAUUUCUCACAAUGGUAUGGGGAUAAUUAGGCAAAUGAUAUAAAGACUUGUGAAACCGGGAUAUAAUUCUGUUAUUUAGUGAGGUUAAUAUCAUAACUGUCUCAAUUCUUCUGUGUUAAUGAAAAGAUUAGCACAAUUAGUUAUCUUAAAAGAAAAAUGGUGUAUGGUCCAGAGAGAUCCACUUUUACUAGGGUUACUAGGUUUACUAGGCUAGAAGUUGAAAAUAUUUUAUUAUAAACAGAUAUUUAAAAAGUACUGUUCUUAAUUUAUACAUUUAUAUAUUCCAUUCCAACAUCUUUAGUUACAAUGUUAAUUACUGCAAUUUUUGAGAGAAUUCAUUAGAGUCCAUCUUCUUAUAAAAAGUGUCAUGUUCUUGGUUCCUUAGCAGAGUCUCAUCCUCUUAAUUGGAGAAUAAAUAAUGCCAAGUAUAAAAAUUGGGUUGUAUAUCAGCGUGAUCGUUGGCUAUCCUAAAAAUGUAAAUUCUCUAGUCUAAAAAGUUAUAUAAAGUUUGAGGUAACAUUCAGUAUUUGACCUGGAUAUUGGCAAAGUAAAUUUAAAAUUGUGUUAAGA
Phascolarctos cinereus (koala) is the source of this 5550-nucleotide messenger RNA. Lineage: Eukaryota; Metazoa; Chordata; Mammalia; Diprotodontia; Phascolarctidae. The record is from RefSeq and is a predicted model, not a curated record.